CCUGGCGGCGGAAGUGAGCGCGCAACGGCCGGAAGUGGUUGUGUUGGAGCAGUGCCGGGGCCGGCAACAGGGAUGGGCGAUGUGGCGGUUGGGCGCGGCCUGGGCGAGGCCCGGUGCGCUGCGAGGGGCCCGGGGCUGGCGGGGCCGGGGUCGGGGUAGCGGGGCGGCAGGGGCCUCCUGUGCGGGUGAAGCGGCCGCGGGCUCCCCGGCGGGCGGGCUGGCUUUGGGCUCCCGGCCCGGCCCGAGCGGUGCUGGCGGCUAUAAACGCCUCAUAAAAGAAGAUGGUAGGAAGACAGUUGUAUGUGUUGAGGGGAACAUUGCAAGUGGAAAAACAACAUGCCUGGAUUAUUUUGCACAAACUACUAACAUUGAGGUUUUGACAGAGCCGGUGGCAAAGUGGAGAAAUGUUCGUGGGCAUAAUAUCCUGGGCUUAAUGUACCAAGAUGCAUCAAGAUGGGGGAUAACAUUACAGACUUACAUACAGCUUACCAUGUUGGAGCAGCAUACCAGACCAAUGAUAUCCCCCGUAAGAAUGAUGGAGCGAUCAAUUCACAGUGCAAGAUAUAUUUUUGUAGAAAAUUUGUAUCGAAGCGGAAAAAUGCCAGAGGUGGAUUAUGUUGUCCUAAGUGAAUGGUUUGACUGGAUCCAGAACAACACUGACGUUUCGGUUGAUUUGAUAGUUUAUUUGCAGACUUCCCCUGAAGUUUGUUUUGAGAGGUUAAAGAGAAGGUGCAGAGAAGAGGAAAAGCUCAUUCCUCUGGAGUAUUUAGAAGCUAUUCAUCAGCUCUAUGAAGAGUGGCUCAUUAAACAUACACUAUUUGAAGUUUCUUGCCCAGUGCUUGUUAUUGGAGCUGAUCAUGACAUACAGAAAAUGAUAGAGAAGUAUGAAGAAAACAGGGACCAGAUACUAAACCCAUCUAAUAUGCAACACCAUUUAUAGAAGACUGCAGUUGCUGUAUUUUAUAAAACAUGUUUAUGAAGUCUGCUUUAAGGGCAAUUUUGAGUAUUAUAAGUAUUUCUAAAUAUAAUGGGUUUUGGUUUUGAAUUACGCUUUGUGGAAUGUUCAGUGGACUUAGUGCUGUGAAAUGUUCAGAUAUGAGUCAUAAACAGAAUAUAAGUUAAUUCCCUUUCAUGUUUUUAGGUUCUCUAUCAGCUUUACUGUGCUAGUUUUACUCAGCUAAAAUGUCAGUUUUCUCCCAUUUCCCACUUCACUGCUGCUUUGUAUAAGUAACCAAUUCUUUUUUGAUCCCCAAAGACAACCCUAUUUUUAUAAUUUGAAAGAAAGAGUUCCAUACAAGAAGUGGGAUGUCCUUUUUUACUAUUAGUGGAAGCAAACGAAGUUUCAAGUUAAAGCAUCAAGUUAAAGUAGCUUUGUUAAAUAGGUCUGUUCAGGUUGAAAAAGGGGGUCUUACUCUUAAUCCUACCUAUGCUAGUGCAGUUUCAUUGAAUUCAGUAAAUUUCUUCUGCUUUGCAUGAAAUCACAACGUAGUUGUUCUGAGGAUAACUAUGCAACAGUAUAGUCCCACUGAAUUCAGUGGCAAAAAAAGACAAACAGUUUUCAGAAGUGAUUGCAGAGUGGCUCUGAGGCUUUUUUUAAAAAAAGGCUAGUUUCUCUAUGGUGCUCAUUAAAUCACUGGCCCUGCUAUGGCUUAGUUAGGACUAGUUAAAAUACAGGGUGCAUAGAAGUGUAUUUGUUGUUCUUUUCAAAUGGUUAUAAAAAUCCUAGAGUUAAUUGAUCUCUUUAACUAUUUUGGAUUCUUCAGUUCUUUUUUUUUUUUUUUUACAAAGAAAAAUACAGAUGGUUGGCUGGGUUGAUAUCUUGAUCAGUUUAUUGUGACUUACAGGUAUUUGGACAGCAGAGAAAAAUAAUGGGGAUUUCAUCAUUAGCUAAAGGGUUGAGUUGCCCUUAAUUUCUGUUUGACCUCAGUAUUGUUUUUAAGAUAAUCCUUUUAAUGUAGUAGUUCUGACUGUUUUCAUGUUGCUUUGUCUGUUUGAUGGGAACAAUUCCUGAAGUACAGUGUAUAUAUAUAGAUUUUUUUUUCUGUAAUAGUUUUCGUUGGUUUAAUUGUUGCAAGCAUGGUUAGCAGUGCUUAAAAACACACAGUUGAGCAUCUGUCAUGCCUUUGUAGUGAAUGCUUCUGAAAAUGGCUAACAUCCAGGACUUAAGUGAUCAAAGUACUAAUUGACUGCAGACAUUUGUCUGGAAUACAAAUUUUCAGUUACGUGGCUUUUCCCUGUUCCACCUGAUUUUGAACAAUAUCUGAUGGUGUCAGUUUCAGAAUCACUUCACUGCUUUUAUUUCAGUUUUGUGUGGACUGUUUUUGUGGUGUGUCUAAAAAGCAUUGUAUUCAAAUUAUUGCUUUCCAAGUCAGGAAAUGCAGUUCUUGUCUUGUUAUUGCCAUAUUUCCAUUUUCCCCUCUCCUCCCCCACCAAAUCAUUACAACUUAAUAAUCACUACUGCACUGAGAGAUCAUUUCCUAGUGAAGUACUAGAUUAGUAUACUAAAGCUUGUGAACCAAGUGCUGCCAUUCUAUUGUUCUGUUUUAAAUCUUAAGAAUUCUAGCUUAAACAUAAGAUUUUGUGUGUUAAAUAAUUAUCUUAUUGAAGCUUAUUUGUUAGGGGGAUUGUAGUAAUUCUCUAAAUGAUUAAACAUUCAUCUUUUUUCUUCUGUGACCAAAAGAACUAUUUCUUUGGAAAUAGUUUUAUAAAUUUGAAGUUCAGUCACCUGCAGUUUGUUCUUGAUUGUAAUUUCAUUAUGGGUUGUAUUAGCCUAGGAUGUAUAUUUUGCAAACAGUUCAAUUGAUUUGUACAGAUUAUCUUAUAGUACAAAAAAUGUCACUGUUACCUUUAUGAUUUUUGGUUAGAUCCCCCAUCCCCUUACUAUGUCAAACCAGUAGUUUGGAUGGAGGUUACUGAUAUUCACAGCUAUAAUGGAAUAUAUAGAUGGAUCAUUUAUGUAACUUAUUUAUUAAAAAACCAGAUGUGAUUGCUACAGAUAGCAGGUUUGUUUUGCUAUCUAGUAUUUUUGUGUAUAGAUUUUCUUAUUCAGGAAGGUUGGGGUAUUUAAUGAAAACUGAGAAUAAAAACCAAACAAAUUUCUUGUUAUGUGUCACAAAUUUAAAAUGUUUGCUGUCUGCUACAGAUGUAUAGAUAAAAAUACUUCAGGAGUCAUAAGUAACUGUUUAAAGCCUGGAAUCUGGAAUUUAUUUGCUUUUCUGCCUUGAAAUCUCUCAGUUGAUGACAAGAGGGGAAGAAGGGUAAUCCGCAUUAGUCUGCACAAGAAGCAGGCUCAGGAGAUCUUCGUUGUUUGAUUAAACUUUUCAGAACUGACUGUCCAAAACUACAAGCUGUGAGAAACCUUGAAAAUUGCUUUCACCAGUGUAAUUACCACACAGACUACUGCCAAUACCAGGGAACAAUCCAGCAUCUCUCUUCAGUGCACCUCAUCCUGCAGAAAGAAGUGCUGGGUAUUCUGAUGUCAGUUGUUCUGAAGACUCAGACCUAAGCUGUCAUUACUCUCCUGAAAAUGGCUGUCCUAGCAAGUUACCAUCCUGUUUCAUGACUUGGAGAAUCCAAUCCUUCUUGUAAUAUGUGGAGGUUUAAGUAAACAUUGUGUAUUUCUAAAGCAGGAUGAAGUUGGGUCAAAUUAUGGUGGUGUUUUUUCCACCCCCCAGCAUUUGAGGGGGCUGAAAGUUACAGGCCUUUUUGAAGAUGAAAAGUUUAGUUUUAGAGCAAAACCUAGCAGUUGGUACACUAAUUCCUACUAAUUGAUUGGCAUUACUAAAGAGAAAUACAGUCUUAAGUCUUU
This is a messenger RNA of Melopsittacus undulatus (budgerigar), 3808 nucleotides long. It is a transcript of the gene TK2, whose product is annotated as thymidine kinase 2. The record is from RefSeq and is a predicted model, not a curated record. The transcript is spliced from 11 exons. Gene Ontology annotation, biological process: nucleobase-containing compound metabolic process. The coding region runs from base 80 to 940 and encodes 286 amino acids. Gene Ontology annotation, cellular component: cytoplasm. Gene Ontology annotation, molecular function: ATP binding; deoxynucleoside kinase activity. NCBI's taxonomy places the organism in Eukaryota, Metazoa, Chordata, Aves, Psittaciformes, Psittaculidae.